Messenger RNA from Canis lupus familiaris (dog), 1103 nucleotides. RefSeq names its product metaxin 2 (gene MTX2). The coding region runs from base 16 to 831 and encodes 271 amino acids. Gene Ontology annotation, cellular component: SAM complex. NCBI's taxonomy places the organism in Eukaryota, Metazoa, Chordata, Mammalia, Carnivora, Canidae. Gene Ontology annotation, biological process: mitochondrion organization. The transcript is spliced from 11 exons. The record is from RefSeq and is a predicted model, not a curated record.
GAAGGUCAGGGAGACAUGAUGUGGUCAGGAAAUAGGAGAGUGAGAGUUCAGAAAGCAACCUUAAAAGCUGCAGAACCUUGGCCUGAAAAUGCUACCUUGUAUCAACAACUGAAAGGGGAGCAAAUUUUGCUUUCUGACAAUGCAGCUUCUCUUGCUGUGCAGGCCUUUUUGCAAAUGUGUAAUCUGCCUAUCAAAGUGGUUUGUAGGGCAAAUGCAGAAUAUAUGUCUCCAUCUGGUAAAGUACCUUUUAUUCAUGUAGGAAAUCAAGUAGUAUCAGAACUUGGUCCAAUAGUCCAAUUCGUUAAAGCCAAGGGCCAUUCUCUUAGUGAUGGGCUGGAUGAAGUCCAAAAAGCAGAAAUGAAAGCCUACAUGGAAUUGGUCAACAAUAUGCUGUUGACUGCAGAGUUGUAUCUCCAGUGGUGUGAUGAAGCUACAGUAGGGGAGAUCACUCAUGCUAGAUAUGGAUCUCCUUACCCUUGGCCUUUGAAUCAUAUUUUGGCCUAUCAGAAACAGUGGGAAGUCAAGCGUAAGAUGAAAGCUAUUGGAUGGGGUAACAAGACUCUGGACCAGGUCUUAGAAGAUGUAGACCAGUGCUGUCAAGCACUUUCUCAAAGACUGGGAACACAACCAUAUUUCUUCAAUAAGCAGCCUACUGAACUAGAUGCACUAGUAUUUGGCCAUUUGUAUACCAUUCUUACCACACAAUUGACCAAUGAUGAACUUUCUGAGAAGGUGAAAAACUACAGCAACCUCCUUGCUUUCUGUAGAAGAAUUGAACAGCACUAUUUUGAAGAUCGUGGUAAAGGCAGCUCAUCUAUCAGAUCAUCGUAGAGAUAUGUCUUAAUUUAGUUAUUAUUUUAAAAAACAACUUGAAAUAUGUUACUUGAACGUUAUAGUAAAUAAUGGUAUCAGAAUUUUAAAACCAAAAACACUGUUUUUUGAAACCUCAGAAUAAAUUAUAUAAUGUAUCCUAUACAUGUACUUUAUACUGUUACUUCAAAUAAUUCUGAAUGAUUUCAUUUGAUUUGCUGUACUCUGUAUCUUGAAAUUUCUGUUUUCUUGAAACAUGUAUGCAUAUAAAAAUAAAGUGCAAAAGAACUGAA